AAUUUUGGUAACGGCACAUGGCGUCGCGAGCUUAUCCUGGUUAUACCACAGUGCGCGCGCUCACAGCUGGCAUUCUCGCGUGUCUUCUAAACCCUCCACACGGCUGGCCGAGAAGCAGCAGCAGCAGCUUUCCGGUGUCCUAAAAGCUGCUCUUAUUCUCUCUUCUUCUUUUCUUUCUUUUUUUUUAAAUAACUAUUUUGGUGACAGCGUCUGCCAGACUGCAGACACGAACCGUGCUGACUCCUGGCUGCGGAAGGCUUUUUGUUGCUCAGAAAUAAUAUUUCACAGGUGGAGGAGAAGACAGAGUUAAUUGCACCGCAUUUAACUUGGGUUGGACUGGAGCCUGUGUUCAUCUGAUUGUUCGAUGGCAUUAACACUGAACUUGAUCGGCCCCUCUCCAUGGGGCUUCAGAAUAUAUGGAGGAAGGGACUUCAAGAAGGCCAUUACCGUAUCAAAGGUCAAUGGAGGCAGCAAGGCAGAGAAAGCAGACCUGCAUGCUGGUGAUAUCAUCCUGGAAAUCAACGGUGAAAACACAGCUGACAUGCUGAAUGUGGAGGCCCAGAACAAAAUCAAGAACUCAAAGACUCAUCUGCAGCUUUUGGUGGAGAGACCUGAGACUCCCAACUCUACACAAACCAACGGCAUCAGCACCCCUGAUCAGCUCACUGGACGCUUCCAGGAGGUAGUCAUAGUGAGUCGAGACGAGAACCAGAACUACAGUGAGUAUAAAAUCUCCAGUCCUACGUCACAGUCCCCAGGACCCUAUUCAUCAUAUUCUCCUGUCAGCCCUGACAGAAGAGGGGGAAGACUGACACCAACCAUUAAUAAGAGUGUGCAGCUGCGCUCAUGGUCACCAGAGGAUAAAAACAACCAUCUGUCCAGGCCUCACUCUCAGGAGUUUUUUCCUUCUGACUUCAGACACCCUUCUGGGUCCAGCAGGACACCAACCCCACCAGGACGCUACUCGCCUCACAGCCCCACUGACCGCGAUGUUCCCAUGUCCCCCAGGCGCAGUAGUUCCAGUUCUGACUUUGCCAUGCAAAGGUUUGACAGGAACUCGGAGGUGUACAAGAUGAUCCAGGAGAACAAGGAGUCACGCACACCACCUCGUCAGUCCAACACCUUUAAAAUGCUGCAGGAAGUGCUGGAGGCUGAUGAGAAAGAGGCAGCCCUGCGGUUUCCGGGGAAGCUUUCCCCCAACCCACCGAAACAGAGCACAUCUGCUGCAGGAGUCAGCAAACACCACACCUGUGAGAAGUGUGGCACAAGCAUUGUGACACAGGCAGUGCGCAUCACGGACAGCUCCUUCCGUCACCCAGAGUGCUACACCUGCACAGAUUGCGGGCUUAACCUGAAGAUGAGAGGUCACUUUUGGGUUGGAGAUGUAAUGUAUUGUGAGAAGCAUGCCAAAGAGAGGUAUCAGGGCCCAGGCAGCUCCAUUCAGAGCACCGUGUUCCCCCGCCAAUGAGUUGGCCCCUGCACGCCUGUCCCGCUCUGCAGAGUGCUGCUUGCCUCCCUGAAGCACCACCUCAUCCGACUCACCGAUACACCUUGGAAAUAUUUUUUGUGGGGUUGACAUUACAUUAAUUUCUGAUCUUUAAUCUUUAAUCAAAUAAUGCAAUGUAUAAUAUACACUUUAUUGCCUUACUUUUUGUUUUAUGAGGACUGUUUUUCAUAAUAUGGUUCAUCCUUCAUGGUCUCUGUCAUUCUUUGCCCACAUAACACUCAGGCCAGAUUUAAGAACGCAGAUGCUUUAAAAAAAGAAAAAAAGUUGAGUAAAGAACUGAUUGAAUAAAAAAAAGGGACCAAUAACUAAUCAUCUGCAUGCUGCCUUAAAGUUGUUCAGAUGGUGCAGUGUGAGUGUGUGUGUGAUCGCAUGCUUUCUCAUGCAGACGAAGCUUCUGCAUGGCUCCAUAUUGUGUGUGUGUGUGUGAAUGGUUGUGUGCGUUUCCACAUGACAAAAGGCAAGAAAAAAAAAAGAUGGUUGCCAUGUUAUUGUAAAGUUGUGGAGAGUUGCAGAUUCAGGGCAAAAUGCCUCUUGAAUUUAUCUGUACUUUUUUGUAAACUGAAUAAAUAAUCGGUAAAGCAAGGGGCACAGGGGUCUGCUUGCUGUUUGGCUCUUUGUUUAAUUUAGAGGGACAAAAUAUCUUUUCAAUAUAUAAAUAUUUUUGAUAUUCUUUUGAUAAUGAUAUGAUGUAGAUCAUUUAACAUGCAUAUUGUAAGCAUGGGACAGUUGAUGUGAUACGAAGAUGUAAUGCAGCACAUGUCCAGUUCCAGCAGUACUCAGAGAUGGACUUUAAUCUUCACAUUUUUGUGGAAUAUAAUAAAGUUGCACAACCUGAAGACUCUCCUGA
Messenger RNA from Poeciliopsis prolifica (blackstripe livebearer), 2354 nucleotides. RefSeq names its product PDZ and LIM domain 2 (mystique) (gene pdlim2). Gene Ontology annotation, cellular component: stress fiber; Z disc; adherens junction. Lineage: Eukaryota; Metazoa; Chordata; Actinopteri; Cyprinodontiformes; Poeciliidae. The transcript is spliced from 10 exons. Gene Ontology annotation, biological process: heart development; muscle structure development; actin cytoskeleton organization. Bases 365 to 1468 code for a protein of 367 amino acids. The record is from RefSeq and is a predicted model, not a curated record. Gene Ontology annotation, molecular function: actin binding; muscle alpha-actinin binding.